Scedosporium apiospermum is the source of this 5643-nucleotide messenger RNA. RefSeq names its product Ubiquitin-protein ligase. The transcript is spliced from 5 exons. The record is from RefSeq and is a predicted model, not a curated record. Lineage: Eukaryota; Fungi; Ascomycota; Sordariomycetes; Microascales; Microascaceae. Gene Ontology annotation, biological process: proteasome-mediated ubiquitin-dependent protein catabolic process; protein polyubiquitination. Gene Ontology annotation, molecular function: ubiquitin protein ligase activity. Gene Ontology annotation, cellular component: nuclear speck. The coding region runs from base 1 to 5643 and encodes 1880 amino acids.
AUGUCACCUAGAAUUACAAGAUCGGCCGCUCGCCAAGCAGCAAACCGAGCGGCUGCCCAGUCGUCAGCCUUGGGCCCCACCUCCGUCCCUUCUGAACCCCCGGCUGCACCUUUCAGCGCCACUGGUAUAGCUCCUAACGGCCAACCCGCCGCCGCAACAAGCACCAGAAAGCGAAAGCUGCCUACAAGUCGGGACCAGAGUCCUUUGUCUGGUGGGAAUCAGCAGACAUCUCCCACUCGUCGGUCGAAGCGGCAGAAGGGCUUGGAUCCAACCCAGCCUCCUACAAACCCCCCGGCGCCGUCCUCAUCUCGACCACAAACGAGAAGGGGCAAAGCCGCUUCCAACAUGUCAGCUCAAGACGAUUCCUCGGCUCCUUUUAGCACAGCUAGAUCGGCUACUCCGUCAGCGUCGUCCAGCAGGAAGUCGAGCCGAAGCAAGAAGCCCACUAGCUCUACUCCAGAUACGGGUUCCAAUCGUCGGUCAAAGAGGAACGCAAACAACUCCAGCGAUGCAGCAGACCAAGACACCGCCAUGACAGGUGCGGAUGACGAGCCCCAAGACGCUCCAGACCCUUCGACAUCUGUACCCGUUGACGAGAAUCGCUCUGCCGAUGACGAUAGCGACGAGAUGGACGAGGAUGAUCCACAACGGUACGAUGAGGAAGAAGAAGAUGACGGCCCUUUCGGUGCUUUUGGCGGACGACAUGGCUCAGGAUUUUCGAACACCCUUCGGGCUCUCACCGGCAUGAUGUCUGGUGUGUCCUCGCGGUUGCGAGACAUCUUGAACAGUCUACGCCAACCAGAUGAGUUCAUUCAGCAAGCCGCCCUCCAGGAGCUCUCCGAAAUCCUCCUUGUUUCUAAUGAGGAUAACCUGUCCGGUCACUUUUCCCCAGAUUCCUUCGUCAAGGAGCUUGUUACAUUGAUGCAGCCACCGAACAGCCCAGAGGUUAUGCUCCUCGCCUGCCGUUGCUUAGCGAAUCUUAUGGAGGCUCUCCCGGCUAGCGUGGCUAACGUUGUCUACGGCGGUGCUGUUCCCGUGCUUUGCAGCAAGCUACUUGAGAUCUCUUUUAUCGAUGUGGCUGAGCAAUCUUUGAGCACUUUGGAGAAGAUUUCGACCGAGUACCCUACGGCCAUCGUACGAGAGGGAGGUUUAACCGCCUGUCUCUCCUAUCUCGACUUCUUCGCCACCAGCACGCAGCGGACUGCCGUCACGACUGCUGCCAACUGCUGCCGCAACAUUCCUGAGGACUCAUUCCCCGUCGUCCGAGACGUUAUGCCCAAACUCCUUGAUGUUCUCGGUAGUAGCGAUCAACGGGUGGUUGAGCAAGCGUCCCUGUGCGUCUCGGGAAUUGUGGAGAGCUUCAAGUAUCACCCAUCCAAGCUCGAGCAGCUGGUUGACGUCGACCUUCUGCGAGCCGUUCUUCGCCUGCUUGUCCCAGGCACUACUAACCUGAUUGGACCUAACAUUCAUACCCAAUUCCUUCGUGUACUGGCCUUCACCGCUAAAGCUAGCCCGCGGCUCUCCGCCGAGCUGUUCAAGCUUAAUGUCGUCGAGACUCUCUAUCAGAUCCUCACGGGCGUCUCGCCACCAAGUGGCACAGAGGAUGUUGCGUCCAAGCUGGAUAGCGUUGUCAUUAUGCAAGCAUUGAUCCAUCGUCCACGGGAGCAGAUUAUCGAGACUUUGAACGUUAUUUGCGAACUACUCCCCGGUCUCCCGCGUAGUAUCGAGUCCUCUCUGCUCCUCGAGUCGCACAUCUUCCCAGAACCCAUCUCCCUCCGCUCGUCCAUCGGAUCUGGAAGAAACCAGGAUGAAUCCAAUGACAAGAGACUUGAGAUGUUGGAAGAGUGCAAGGAUGAAGUUAGAAGAUUCGCUUUGAUCCUUUUCCCAACUCUUACCGAUGCCUUCUCCAGCACGGUCAACUUAACCGUGAGACAAAAGGUCCUCACCGCACAGUUGAAGAUGCUCUCUAACCUCGAUGUGAGCAUCUUGACCGAGGCCCUUAGGUCGGUCCCAUAUGCCUCAUUCCUGGCCUCCAUCUUAUCUCAGAAGGAUCAUCCUUCCCUCGUGAUGCUUGCACUCCAGGCUACUGAACUCUUGGUGAGCCGGCUGGAUAAAAUUUAUCGAUACCAGCUCUAUCGCGAAGGUGUUAUGGCCGAGAUCACGCGACUUGCCACCGAGGAGGAUGCUCAAGUUUCGUCGCCCGCGUCAGCAAAAGAAGAGGAGAGUCAGAAUCGUGAGUCCCGCACCUCGGCGGAAUCAGCUGAGCGAUCCUCGGACCAUGAGGCAUCUGAAAACGAGGACGACGAGGAACAGGCAUCCUCAGACGAGGAGAAUGAGGAAGAGGAGGGAAACUACCCACGGGGUGACGAGGCUUCUGGGUCUCCGGUCAGUUCUCGGGGAUCUACUAUGUCCAUCGACGACGGGCCGCGUCAUAUUAUUUCAGAGGAGGAAAACGCACGCAACACGAUUCGGAAUGUUGCGAAGAAGUUCCUCGAGACCCACGAGACUGAGAACCAGAGUAGGGUGAUGAAGGAGAAAGCCGCCAAGAUUCUUGACAGCUUAUCUAUUCUUGCAAAGGACCUCGGUAAGCUGUACCUGGAGCCAGCUUCAGGAGCUCACUCUACCGAAGCGGGAAUUGCAUUGUUCUCGAGACUCGCUGCGUACUUUGACACAGACCUGCUGGAGAGUGUCACCAGUGCCGAGCUUUUAGCCUCGGGCCUUGUGCGUGUUCUUCUGGACGUGUUUAGCAACCCGGAUGAGGACCUCGCCCGUGCAGCUCAAUCCGCCUUCCUCCAGGUUUUCAUGGGUGGCAUUAGCAGCCUCAACUCUAAACUCCGCCGCGGCGGCGAUUCUUCAGCCACUCCAUUCAGCAUCAUGAUCCACAAGCUGCAAGAUUUGCUCAGUAGGUCCGAGCAUUUCGAAGUCAUCACCGUCCAUAACAACUCGGGUGAUGGUAACCGCAGUAGUGCUGUGUCUAUGCUUGGCAAGCAAAUCCGCCUCCGACUUAUCGCAGAGGACGAUUCAGAUAUCCCCCGUCCGUACCGGAACAUCGUCGUAUCUAUUCAAGCGAUAGCUACUUUCCAGUCCCUGGACGACUAUCUGCGCCCUCGCAUCUCUAUUACGGAAAGAGCACGAAGCGCUCGUCGAGAUGGGCUCACCAAGGCUUUGGCUGCGAUGGCUGGAGCUCGAGGACUUCCUCCCUUCGCUGGCUCAUCGUCUUCUGGUAGGCUCGCCGACCGAUCCGCACCUGGCUCGGUGGCUACUCCACCUCCACCCGCAUCCAAUACGACUUCCUCGGGCACGAGAGCUUCUCGGAAAUCUAAGUCGCGGCCUACCGCCGAAGCCGAUGAAGCACAGGCGUCCACGCCUUCGGGCCCGUCGCGUGAGAAGCGAGCUUUGCGGCGAUCAUCUUGCCGUCAAGGUGCGUCUACGGAGACGCCACCUCCACCUUUGCCGCCCCCAGAGGAAGAUGACGAUCUACAGGACGCCCUUGAGUGCGCCGAUGAGAAGCAUCUGACUGAUGAGGAGGAGGAUGAUGAUGAGGAUGAGCCGAGCGAGAACCGUACUCUCGCGGAUCUGGCGGGUGAUUUGGAUGAGGAAAUGGACGACGAGCCUACCCCUGACCCGUCCGCUGUCAAUUUGGAAGUUGCUGGUGACAAGGUCACCGCCAGAAAUGAGGACGGAACAAGGGUUCAUACUCCCAGCAACGCCAAUGGCCGCCACCCUCCCCCCAACCCUGCUACUCAGGCGACUCCUACCCCAUCCGCUUCCCGCCCCAUGACCUAUGCGGCCGCUAUCCAGUCCACUCCCCAGGAUUGGCACGUUGAGUUUAGCUUGGACGGAAAACCUGUUGGAAACGACACUACUAUUUAUAGGGCCGUUCAUCACCUAACAGCUUCUUCCGAGGAGCAUGUUGGCCGAAGCAUUUGGUCCCAGGUUCACUCCGUCAAGUUCAAGCGAGUCCCCGGACCUGUACCUCAGGAGUCGUCAUCUUCAUUCACAGUGCAGUCGGAUGGCGAGCCUGCUAUUGAUGGGAUCCCGGCGUCUCUUGCUAAGCAUCCCACUACAGCCUCUAUUCUUCGCCUCCUGCGAAUCUUGCAUGACCUCAAUGCAAACCUCGAAGACGUGCUUGUGGAGAACCAAGAGAAUAUCCAUAUUUCUGCGGAGCCCCUCUCCCAGUUUGUGAACACGAAGUUGACGGCGAAGCUGAACCGUCAACUUGAGGAGCCUUUGAUUGUGGCGAGCAACUGCCUUCCAAGCUGGUCCGAGGACCUAGCUAGGCUUUAUCCAUUCUUGUUCCCAUUCGAGACGCGUCAUCUGUUCCUCCAGUCGACCUCGUUCGGCUAUGCCCGCUCUAUGACACGCUGGCAGAAUGCACAGUCUGCGGAAGACUCUCGUCGUGAUAGGAGAGACGAUCGACCUUUCCUGGGCCGGCUUCAACGACAGAAGGUGAGAAUAGGGCGCGCCAAAAUCUUGGAGUCGGCUCUCAAGGUCAUGGAACUUUAUGGCGCAAGCCAGAGCGUUCUCGAAGUUGAAUACUUUGAGGAAGUUGGUACCGGCCUCGGCCCCACCCUCGAGUUCUACUCGACUAUUAGCAAGGAAUUCUCCAAGAAGAAGCUCAAGCUCUGGCGCGAGGUUGACUCGAACGAAUCUGAUGAGUUCGUCAACGGCCUUACGGGCCUGUUCCCGCGCCCGAUGAGUGAUGAGGAGGCGUCGUCGCCUAACGGAGAACGAGUGCUCCACCUGUUUACGUCCCUCGGCAAGUUCGUUGCCCGUUCCAUGCUGGACUCUCGCAUCAUCGAUAUCAACUUCAACCCCAUCUUCUUCCGAAUAGGCGACGAGUCGUCUCCCGUCGGUAUUCGACCAUCCCUUGGCGCAGUCAAGGUUGUUGAUCCCGGCCUAGGCCGCUCGCUGAAGGCAAUCAAACGGUUCUCCAUCGCGAAGAAGGAGAUUGACGAAGACCCCAGCCGAACGCCUACGCAAAAGGUCAUGCACACGGAGGAUAUUGUCAUUGACGGUUCCAAGAUUGAUGACCUUUGCCUCGAUUUCACACUGCCAGGUUUCCCUGAUAUCGAGUUGGUUCCUAAUGGGUCUCAGAUGCGCGUAACUAUCUCGAACGUGGACGAAUACCUCGACCGUGUUAUUGACAUGACCCUUGGUUCUGGUGUUCGUCGGCAGAUUGAUGCCUUCCGAGCCGGUUUCAGUCAUGUGUUCCCCUACUCGGCACUGAGUGCUUUCACACCCGAUGAGCUCGUGUCUCUCUUUGGCAAGGUUGAGGAGGAUUGGUCUCUUGAGACACUUAUGGAUUCUCUCAAGGCAGACCAUGGCUACAACAUGGAUAGCAGAUCAGUGAAGAACCUGCUCCAAACAAUGAGUGAGCUUACUCUCAGCCAGCGACGAGAGUUCCUCCAGUUCACGACUGGUAGUCCUAAGCUACCAAUUGGAGGAUUCAAAUCUCUAACGCCCAUGUUCACUGUUGUUUGCAAGCCCAGCGAGCAUCCCUACACGUCUGAUGACUAUCUGCCAAGUGUCAUGACCUGUGUGAACUACCUCAAGCUGCCUGACUACACGACCAUUGAUGUCAUGAAAAAGCAGCUGUUCACAGCCAUGAAGGAGGGUCAGGGUGCAUUCCAUCUCUCUUAG